CCUAAAGGUUUCCCAUGAUGCAUUGCUUACGUAAAUAGAUAUUUGACAGCUGCUAGCGGGCUAAGCUAGCAGUACAAACUUUAUUUACUGUUGUUAAAAGCCAUUAUCUGUCGGCAGUCGUCCUUAUUUAGUAGCUGAAAGUGGUUGUUUGUCGUCCAUCUUGCAAAGAGGAAUAAGACGACGAUAACUGCUGGUGUUGCAAGUCUUGAUAAUUAAGAUCAAGAAGAUGUCUGGACCCAAUGGCGACCCUGACAUCUCCAUUGAUGGCGGCAUCAUUGAAGAUGAUGAUGAAUUCUCUGAUGAAGAGUUUGCAGCCGUCAACUCCAUGCUUGACCAGAUCAACUCCUACCUCGACGACCUGGAGGACAAAAAUGACGCCCUCAACAGCAAAAUGCACGAACUCCUGGAGUCCAAUCGACAAGCCCGACAGGAGUUUAGGGCCUUGCUCGCCAAGGAGGAGGCGGAGGAACGCCGGUCCGGGGACAGCAACUCAUCAACGGGAACCAAAGAAGACCAGAAUAAUAAAGAGACAAGUUAAUAUGGAAAUUUCAUGAUAUCAUUACUAAGCAAGAAAAUUGUAAAAAUGUUUUAGCUGUCAUUGUGAAUGUGUACACUAGUCCUAAAUGUGCAGUGUUUGUCUCUGUAAUACAUUUAAAUUAUGUAAAUGUGUAUUUAUUUAACCUUCUGGGUUUAGAAAUGACUGUUUACAAAGAAAAUUGUCAGACAUUUUAAUAAUAAUUAAAUGCUCCAGGAAAACUGAAAUCUAACAUCCAAAAAUACAUUAAAUUUCCAGCCUUUUAGAAAA
This is a messenger RNA of Nerophis ophidion (straightnose pipefish), 805 nucleotides long. It is a transcript of the gene bbln, whose product is annotated as bublin coiled coil protein. The record is from RefSeq and is a predicted model, not a curated record. Bases 227 to 538 code for a protein of 103 amino acids. NCBI's taxonomy places the organism in Eukaryota, Metazoa, Chordata, Actinopteri, Syngnathiformes, Syngnathidae. The transcript is spliced from 2 exons.